UCUCUUCUUGAUCUCUCAAAGCUUUCACCUUUUUCCUUCUUCUCCCUCAAGUUUCCAUUGGAAAUCAUCUCUAACCGAUAAACCAAACGAAACCCAUCUUUUAUCUCUCCUAAUCUCUCAAACCCCACAAUUCUCUCUGACCUUUCACAAAAAAUCCUCUGUUUUCUUCACUCUGUUUUGACAAAAAUCCUCUGUUUUCUUCACUCUGUUUUGAUCUCAAAGCAAAAAAAACAUGAAAGAGUAUUGGACAUCAUUAGCUUCACUACUCGGAGUUUUAGCUUUCUGUCAAAGCUUAAUGCAAUCAAUAUUCCCACCGGAGCUCCGUUUCGCUUUCCUCAAAUUCUUCAACAGAAUCUUCCACCUCUUCUCUAUUUACUGCUACUUCGACAUAACAGAGAUCGACGGCGUCAACACCAACGAGCUCUACAACGCCGUUCAGCUUUACUUAAGCUCCUCCGUUUCAAUCGCCGGAAACCGUUUAAGCCUCACCCGCGCCGUUAACUCUUCCUCCAUCACUUUCGGUCUCUCCAACAACGACUCCAUCGUCGACACCUUUAACGGCGUUACAGUCCUAUGGGAACACGUCGUUACACAACGUCAAACUCAGACUUUUGCUUGGAGACCGUUACCUGAAGAGAAACGUGGAUUCACUCUACGAAUCAAGAAAAAGGACAAGACUUUGAUACUCAAUUCUUAUCUUGAUUACAUCAUGGAGAGAGCUAAUGAGAUUCGUCGGAAAAAUCAAGAUCGGUUGCUUUAUACUAACUCAAGAGGUGGGUCUCUUGAUUCAAGAGGACAUCCAUGGGAAUCUGUUCCUUUUAAGCAUCCAAGUACUUUCGAAACUUUAGCUAUGGAUCCGAUAAAGAAGCAACAGAUUAUGGAUGAUCUUAAAGAUUUUGCUCAAGGACAGUUGUUUUAUCAGAAGACUGGUCGGGCUUGGAAGAGAGGUUAUUUGUUGUACGGACCACCAGGUACUGGUAAGUCGAGUAUGAUCGCAGCGAUGGCGAAUUAUCUCGGUUACGAUAUUUAUGAUCUUGAGCUCACUGAGGUUCAUAGUAACUCGGAGUUGAGGAAGUUGUUGAUGAAAACGAGUUCUAAGUCGAUCAUUGUGAUUGAAGAUAUUGAUUGUUCGAUCAAUUUGACUAAUAGGAAGAAGAAUAGUAGUAAUGCCGCGUCGCAACGGAGUUUUUACGACGCGGAAACAAAAGCCGGGUCGGGUUCGGGUGGUUCGGGAGAAGAAGGUGGUAAUGGGAAUACUAUAACUUUGUCGGGUUUGUUGAAUUUUACAGAUGGGCUUUGGUCUUGUUGUGGAAGUGAGAGGAUCUUUGUGUUUACGACGAAUCAUAUAGAGAAGCUUGAUCCUGCAUUGCUUAGAAGUGGGAGAAUGGAUAUGCAUAUUUACAUGAGUUUUUGUAAUUUCUCAUCGUUGAAGAUUUUGUUGAAGAAUUAUUUGGGGUAUGAGGAGAAAGAUAUAAACGACGACGUUUUGAAGGAGAUGGAGAGAGUGGUGGAGAAGGCUGAGAUGACGCCUGCUGAUGUAAGUGAGGCUUUGAUUAAGAAUAGGAGGGAUAAAGAGAAGGCGAUUAGGGAGUUGUUGGAGGAUUUGAAAAGUAGAGGGGAGAGAAAUGUGAAAGAUGGGAAAUUGAGGGGUGGAAUUGGGAAUUUGACUGAAUUAGAAGUUGUUGAAGAACAAGAGAAGAGGGCUAUAGAUAGUCAAAAUGAAGAUGAGGAUCAUGAUGAAGAAGAAAUUGAGCUUGAGGAUAACAUAUGUAAGACAAGAGAAGAUUGAAAUGUGUUUUUGUUGUUGUAGUUUCUUUCAAGUUUUAUAAUGUAGAACAUAAUGGU
This is a messenger RNA of Arabidopsis arenosa, 1845 nucleotides long. The record is from the annotation of a GenBank genome assembly. NCBI's taxonomy places the organism in Eukaryota, Viridiplantae, Streptophyta, Magnoliopsida, Brassicales, Brassicaceae.